AAAACAAAAAACUAGAUAGCAAUUUUUAAAUCAGGAUCCGAAGUAGAUUUUCGAAUAGAUUACCUUGUUCACCUUAAUCGACUAACAAACUCAAUUGUGGUCUUCCGUUACGCAGCAUCUCAUUCAAUGAGUGACAUCCUCCUGUUUGGCGUGUGAUGACACAAUCUGAGUACAUAGUAGAUAGGUUUCAGUUAGUUGCUAUAGGCUAAGUCUAACCCUGGUCUGAUUCAGGGUGUAGUUGUGAAUAAGUCGUCCAGACAUGAAGUGUUACGGCCUUGGACUUCUAACACUUUUCGGACUCAUCCAUUAUGGGUCUACAAUCUUGUGUUAUGAAUGCAACAGCGCAUCGAAUUCGAUGUGUUCAGACGCCGUGUUACCAGACAGCAUGAAGCGCAACUGUUCCGACCACGACAGGGGAGUGUCUCACACUCUGUGCAGGAAGAUGAUACAGCAUGUUGAUUAUGGAAUUAACGGUCACUUGCCCGAAAGUAGAGUUAUUAGAGGAUGUGGAUGGGAUGAUACCCGGUACAAGGGUGUUUGCUACCAUCGGUCAGGUUAUGGUGGUCGGCAGGAGGUGUGUUCCUGUUUUACAGAUCUCUGUAAUGGAGCGAGUGACUUCUCUUCUCAUCCUCAUAUCGUCGUCAGUUUUAUUUUAAUAUGCGUUUUUAAAUCGCUUAACAACAAUAUAUUUUAAAGGAAAGUAGCUAAAUUUUUGUCUUUAUAUAGAUAGAUAGUGACAGU
Molecule: messenger RNA, 741 nt
Organism: Vanessa tameamea
Lineage: Eukaryota; Metazoa; Arthropoda; Insecta; Lepidoptera; Nymphalidae
Exons: 3
Coding region: 260-694 (144 amino acids)
Biological process (GO): sleep; regulation of synaptic transmission, cholinergic; positive regulation of voltage-gated potassium channel activity
Source: RefSeq, a predicted model, not a curated record